CCGCAGUCUGUGACUCACCAGUACAGCAGUGGAGGAGGAGUCUGGGCCUCAGCAGGCCUUCCGGACCCCACGCCGCCUCUCUUUCUCCCCUCCAUCCUGGAGCGCCCCGUCUCCUUCUCACCGCCGCCUGCCUGCCCUCCCUCCAAGGCCUACAACGCCCAACGCCGCAAGAGCACGUCUAUCUUGGAGGCCCAUACGCGCCACUUCCAGCCUGCCUACCCACGCUAUGCCAGCAGCCUGCACCCCUACCACCCGGGGAUGGAGGGGCUAGGUGUGGGUGGAGGAGGAGGAGGAGUGGAUGGACACCUGGGAGUGGAUCCCUCGUCCCUCUUCAUGGUGCCUGGCUACGGUGCUCCGAGGCUGGGGUCAUUAGGAGAGCCCAUGCACCAGCACCUCCAAGGGCAGUCCCUCCAGGACCCUCUGUAUGGGUACAAGGACGUGAGGGCGGAGCAGCAGGAGGAGGUGGUGGAGGCUGUGCGGAGGCUGAGUCUGAACCAGGCAGCGUUGCUGGAUCACUUCGAGGCCAUGGCCUAUGGGGGCUACCCCAUGACUGCUCACCAGAUCAACCAGAUCAGCUUCCACCAGCAGAUGCAGGCUGCGGCAGCCGCCAGCCUGGCCGUGUACGACCCUCCACAGCCGGCCUACGCCCAGACCUACCACCCCCACAUGCAGAGUCACAUGCGCCUCACCCACAGCCCCAUCCCUCAGCUGCCACCCAUGAGCACCUUGGGCCCGCAGGCCUCGGGUACUACCGAUGGGUACCAGCUGCAUCACUCCGCCUCCUUCCCCCAGUCCGCUCCCCCAGUCAUGGAGCCCCCGCAAGGCAGCGUGUUCGAGUUCCACGUCCAAAACAUGGCUACUGCAGCGGCCGCCUCUGGGGCCGACUCUGGCGUGCUGGCCUCUAGACUGUACCGGGCUCGCCGCGGCUCCAUGGACCUCAACCUGGAGGAGCAGGGGGGACCAGGAGGACAGUCAGGGGGGUCUGGGACCUACAGCCGCCUGCAGCCAGUCACUGAGGAACUCUACAGCUACGUCAGCCCUGAGAUGCCUCUUCCUCCUGGGAGCCUGUUACUGCACCAGGGUCAGAAGGACUGCAGCCCAGAACCUUCCAGUGACUCAAUGGCCUCUGACUGUGGAGAGUUCCACUCUCCUCCGCCCCAAUUCGGGGCCGCCUCGGCCGCCCAGUCCAUCCCACACACCUUCUACGGGGCGGAGGCCGGGGGGAGGGACACCACCGCAGAGGGCCAGGGAGUGGGCCACCCCCCCAGCCAGCAGACCUUUCUGUUUGUGCCUCCCUCCGAGUCCCCUGGGCGUCAGUCCUCUCACGUCAACAUACUACACACCACCUGGGCCCGACAGACGAACGUCCAACCCGACCUGUCGUACCAGGAGUUUCCUCUGGCCGUGCAGGGAAAGCCUGGGCUGCAGGUGCAGCAGGUCUCAACCUCCCAGCCCAACACUGGACACCCUCUGGCCCCCAACUCCCAGCCAGUCCCCAUCGCCCACCAACAAACCCCCCUGCAGGCCUCUCUCCCCCCCACCUCCCAGCCCAUGGUCUCUCAGCCCCAGCAGCAGCAGGCAGGCAGCACCGUGGUACAGAGCCCCUCUCAGACCCAGCUACCCCCUGGACCACAGCCCACACAGCCUUGCAGUAUGGCUCCACCUCCCUCCUCAAUGGGGCUCGUCUCUGUGGCACAGAUGGCCUUCAAUCAGCCCUCGGUCCCGGUUACUGCAGCUGCAGCCCAAGGGGCGGUGUCACCCAUGCAGCCGACCCCUGGGGGAGCCCUGGUGUCCCCACAGAGCCCUAUAGCAGCUGCAGCCUUACCUCUGCCUCCUGGGGCUCAUCCUCUACCUGGUUCUGUAUCUGUACCCACUCUGGUGACUCAUCCACCGCCGGCGCCACCGGCCUCCCCUAUGCCACCCCAAAUGAUGCCUACUCAGCCGCCGGUCGUUGUGGUGCCCGUCAUCAGCGUAGCCAGCACCUCCCCAGAGCCGCCAGGAGAUGCCCAGCCCCAGCCCUCUCAGACUGCUCCUCAGCCUUUGUCAUUGGAGCAGUCACAGUUACAACCACCACAAGUGCCCUCGUCCAUGGAGAGCGGUCACUCUGACGUGGCGUCCGGUCUGAGCGAUGGAAAUGAUGGAGGCAGACAAGAGGGGCGCUCCAUCAAGCGACACCAGCGGCGCUCAGUACGGAGUCGUUCUCGUACCGACAAGAUUGGCAAAGCAAAGUUGAAUGUACUAAAUAUAUCCAACAUGGGCGACAGGGUAGCUGAAUGCCAGUUGGAAACGCACAACAGAAAGAUGGUGACGUUUAAGUUUGAUCUGGACGGAGAUAACCCAGAGGAAAUAGCACAGAUUAUGGUCACCAGUCUUUUUAUACUGGAGAGCGAGAGGGAGUCGUUCAUCGAGCAGGUCCGUGAGGUCAUCGAGAUGGCUGACGAGAAGGGUCUGGAGAAAGAUGGAAACACCCAGAUUGUUUCCCAGAUAGUUAGUGACCUCCAGCAGCAACAGAUCCCUGCUAUAUCUGAACCGUUGCCAGGUAUCCCUUCCUGUGCAGCCCAGGUGGUCCACUCUGCAGGCAGGAGGUUUAUAGUCAGCCCCGUGCCUGAGUCCAGACUCAAGGACCAGUUCUUUGCUGACUCAGCGGCUGCAGGCUCUGCCCUACUGAGACAAGAUUCACAGUCCUUUAACGCUGGCCGUGCUGCAGGUCAGGGUCUGUCCCAGUCGGCCUCAGCGGUCAGCCUGCAACAGGCCUUCUCAGAGAUGAGACAGAAUCAGGGCCAGUACGACCCAGGACCCAGCACCGCUCCUCCCUCCAUCCACAUAGCCUCCCUGCCUGUCCUGGUCCCUGCUGCAGCCACCACCACCACCAUCCCAGUCUUCUCCACUGCUCCUAUAGCCUCUGCUCUUAUCCCCCAUGCUCAGGUUCCAUCUGAGGCCUCUGUGACCUCCCCUCCCCCCUCAGUCUCCAUCUCCCCUCCAGCCUCCACCUCCCCACCUGCAACCAUCCACCAGGCCACCGCACCCCUCCCCACCCAGCUCCAGUCUGUUGCUACCCAGCCUCUCUUUUCCCAGGCCCCUCUCACCCUGCCGGUGACCCAACCCGUGGUCUCCUCCGUACCUAGCGUUACAGCCCCAGUCCCUGCCCCAGCCACCUCUGUGUCCCCCCCAGCCCCUGCUGUCCUCCCCACCUCAGCCUCCUUCCCCCAGACCUCUGGCCCAGGCUCCAUCCCUGGUGGUCCCACCACCUCCAUACCCACUACAGUCCUUUGUCAUUCCGCCACGGCCCCCCUGGUCAGCAGCUGUAGCAGUGGUAGUGGAGGUGGAGGAAGCUCAGAGCAGCUCCCUGUCCCUUCCACUGCUGUCCCCCAGUUCACCGCUACCGUAGUCCCCACCACGGCUAUCCAAGGCCCCCUGCUAGCCCCCUCCAUGGCUAACCCCAGUGCAGAGCUCCCUUCUUCCUCCUCGCCUGUAGCCUCUCUAGGCCCAGGGGCCACGGUCCCUACCCAGCCCACCCUGGUGCACACCCAGCCCCAGCCCACCCUGGUGCACACCCAGCCCCAGCCCGCUACAAUGCCCAACCAGACCCACGCCCAGGGUGGGGAGUGUGAGGCGGCCCUGGGCAUCGAUGACAUCCACGCCCUGGAUAAGAAGCUUCGUUCCCUCUUCAUGGACCUGGGCGGUGGUGGAACCACCCAGGCCGAUGGCUCUAUCGACCCAGCCGGAGGCACUGGUGUCCCGGGAACUUCUUCCCCAACCGGUCCCUCAUCCACCGCCAGCUCCACAGGCACCCCCCUGCCCCCCUCCAGCCUCCCCCUGGCCUCCUCAGGACCAGGGCAUGUCUCUGGGACCCCCCUCACCACCCCGGGACAGGCUGGGACCCCUUCCACCUAUACCCAGACUACCCCCGCCAAAGCACCUCUGUCUAGGUUACCGGUGUUGCCUGUGGGCUCAGAUCAGGCUCAGGCUGGCCCCCCUCCUCCCUCAGACUACAUGGCACCCUUCCCAGGACCCUGUCUAACUCAGUCCCAGCAGCCUCUGGAAGACCUGGAUGCCCAGCUGAGGAGGGCCCUGAGCCCAGAGACUGUCUCUGUCAGCUGUGUCACCACACAGUCCUCCCUCACUGGGAUGCCUGCAGGUGGCCAGCCAGUGCCUUUCUCGCUGGAAGGGGAACCAAUCACGUCGCCUAUUGCUGGAGGAUUCCAACUUGGACGAUUCCAGGUCUCUGUGGCUGCAGACCAGUGUCCCCACAAAAUCGAGAGAGGGAGCCCCACAAAAUCCUCCUCCUCCUCCACCUCCUCUUCUUCCUCCUCUCUCUCCAGCCCAGAGAACACACUGCACAAUGUCUCCUCCCCUCUCCGCGGCGGUAAGACCGGUGGGGGAGAUGUUGUGGACGGCUUGCCCUCCCUCCCCCACCGGACCGCCUCCCCUCAGCCCACCACCAUUGGCCGCUUCCAGGUCACCAACGCACCGGAUGCCAGGGUGGGCCGCUUCUCAGUGAGCCGAGCCCAGGAUGAGGCAGCCGAGGCUGUGUUCGAGCAGCCACCCGCUUCCCAGGCUAACGGGCCUAGUACUGAUCCUAGCUUGGCCACCAUGCUCUUCAGCCCAGAGGACAAACAGAGCUCCCUGCCCAGCCUCAACAACUCCUACAUGAGCUCUGAUAACGACUCUGAGUUUGAGGACGAGGACUUGAAGAGGGAGGUCAACCGGUUACGGGAAAAGCACAUGAAGGAGAUCCAGGCCCUGCACACCAAGCAGAAGGAUGAGAUUGACUCCCUGUUCGCCAGGCUGGGCAAGGUGCCUCCAGCCGUGGUGGUCCCUCCAGCUGUAGCCCUGGCCGGUCGCAGGAGACGACCCACCAAAAGCAAGAGCAGCAAGUCCAGCCGCUGCAGCUCCUCCCAGGGCAGCAAGAGCCCCCUGCAGCCAGGCAGCACUUUAUCUGCACAGAGCGCCCCCUCAGUGUACCCACCCUACCAGGCUCUCCUCCUGGCCCCUGUGGGCCUCCCCGACCCCAACCUCCACCCUGCCUCAGGGAGCCGACCACGGCCCCUCAAGCAUCUCGGCCCCUCCAGUGAGAAUCUGUGCUCUACCUACACCAGCGAAGCUACGCUGUCCGUGCCCAGUCUCUGUGCCCCCACCCAAGGCUGUGUAACGUUCAGCUGUGGGUCGGAGAGAGUGACCAUCAAACCAGGUGGUGGCAGAAGGACCCGUUUUCUGAGUACGCCCUGCUUGGCUCUUUGUGUGUAACGCUUCUUCCUCUUCCUUUGUCUUCUUUCUCCUUCACUUCCUACUUCCUGUCAUGGGAUUUAUCUCUUGUCUUCCGAUUGGGAGCCUUUUCUCCUCUCGGGCAUUUUAGCCUAUAAAAAAAAAUUGGCCUCAUUUAUAGAUAAUUGUAGAUCAAUGACUCAAUGACCACUGAUGAGGCAUCAUCACAUAGAUUAAUGGAUACAUGUGUCUAAUGUCAUUCUCUACAGUCGUGGCCAAAAGUUUUGAGAAUGACACAAAUAUUAAUUUUCACAAAGUCUGCUGCCUCAGUUUGUAUGAUGGCAAUUUGCAAAUACUCCAGAAUGUUAUGAAGAGUGGUCAGAUGAAUUGCAAUUCAUUGCAAAGUCCCUCUUUGAAUCCCCCCAAAAAAUAUUUCCACUGCAUUUCAGCCCUGCCACAAAAGGACCAGCUGACAUCAUGUCAGUGAUUCUCUCGUUAACACAGGUGUGAGUGUUGACGAGGACAAGGCUGGAGAUCACUCUGUCAUGCUGAUUGAGUUCGAAUAACAGACUGGAAGCUUCAAAAGGAGGGUGGUGCUUGGAAUCAUUGUUCUUCCUCUGUCAAACAUGGUUACCUGCAAGGAAACAUGUGCCGUCAUCAUUGCUUUGCACAAAAAGUGCUUCACAGGCAAGGAUAUUGCUGCCAGUUAGAUUGCACCUAAAUCAACCAUUUAUCGGAUCAUCAAGAACUUCAAGGAGAGCGGUUCAAUUGUUGUGAAGAAGGCUUCAGGGCGCCCAAGAAAGUCCAGCAAGCACCAGGACCGUCUCCUAAAGUUGAUUCAGCUGCGGGAUCGGGGCACCACCAGUACAGAGCUUGCUCAGGAAUGGCAGCAGGCAGGUGUGAGUGCAUCUGCACGCACAGUGAGGCGAAGACCUUUGGAGGAUGGCCUGGUGUCAAGAAGGGCAGCAAAGAAGCCACUUCUUUCCAGGAAAGACAUCAGGGACAGACUGAAAUUCUGCAAAAGGUACAGGGUUUGGACUGCUGAGGACUGGGGUCAAGUCAUUUUCUCUGAUGAAUCCCCUUUCCGAUUGUUUGGGGCUUCCGGAUAAAAGCUUGUCCGGAGAAGACAAGGUGAGCGCUACCAUCAGUCCUGUGUCAUGCCAACAGUAAAGCAUCCUGAGACCAUUCAUGUGUGAGGUUGCUUCUCAGCCAAGGGAGUGGGCUCACUCACAAUUUUGCCCAAGAACACAGCCAUGAAUAAAGAAUGGUACCAACACAUCCUCCGAGAGCAACUUCUCCCAACCAUCCAGGAACAGUUUGGUGACGAACAAUGCCUUUUCCAGCAUGAUGGAGCACCUUGCCAUAAGGCAAAAGUGAUAACUAAGUGGCUCGGGGGAACAAAACAUCAAUAUUUUGGGUCCAUGGCCAGGAAACUCCCCAGACCUUAAUCCCAUUGAGAACUUGUGGUCAAUCCUCAAGAGGCGGGUGGACAAACAAAACCCACAAAUUCUGACAAACUCCAAGCAUUGGUUAUGCAAGAAUGGACUGCCAUCAGUCAGGAUGUGGCCCAGAAGUUAAUUGACAGCAUGCCAGGGCGGAUUGCAGAGGUCUUGAAAAAGAAGGGUCAACACUGCAAAUAUUGACUCUUUGCAUCAACUUCAUGUAAUUGUCAAUAAAAGCCUUUGAUACUUAUGAAAUGCUUGUAAUUAUACUUCAGUAUUCCAUAGUAACAUCUGACAAAAAUAUCUAAAGACACUGAAGCAGCAAACUUUGUGGAAAUUAAUAUUUGUGUCAUUCUCAAAACUUUUGGCCACGACUGUACAUUCCCAUCCUCGUGCAUUAAAGUCAUGUAUCUAGUUUAUAACCACAGACAGACCGUGUGGAGGCAGAGCCUUAAACAUCUGACCCAGUCUAUAAACCAUGUUGAUUAUUAUCACCUAUAGCAACAGUAAUGUCUCCGUAAAGCAUGUUGAGCUAUAAGACCGGUACAGUCGAGAACGGGGCUCUCCGACCCUGUUCCUGAGUCUUCGCCCCAAUCCCAGUUGGAACUAACCUGAUGCAUCUUCUUAACCAGCUAAUUGUUAGAAUCAGAUGUGUUAGAUUAUGGUUGGAGAGAGAACCUACAGGAGAGUAGCUCUCUAGGAACAGGGCUGGAGAGAACUGUUCUACAGUGUAAUAGAUAUUUAUAUAUAAUACCAAGGUGAAAUAUUUGCCACUUGGUCCUCCACACUGAUCCAUUUCCACUACGGUCCCAUACUCUCCACUCAGGACAAUAUCUAAUCAUAAUAUUAUCAUGUCUAAUGUUUCUUCAUCCAGCUAAUAAUCACCCUGAUUUAAACCGUACAGGCUAUACUAUACGACUACCAUUUAGUUAUAGUCUGUACUACAGUACUACCCUUUAGUAAUAGUUAUGGUCUGUACUACUACCCUUUAGUAAUAGUUAUGCUCUGUACUACUACCCUUUAGUAAUAGUUAUGGUCUGUACUACAGUACUACCCUUUAGUAAUAGUUAUGGUCUGUACUACAGUACUACCCUUUAGUAAUAGUUAUGGUCUGUACUACUACCCUUUAGUAAUAGUUAUGCUCUGUACUACUACCCUUUAGUAAUAGUUAUGGUCUGUACUACUACCCAUUAGUAAUAGUUAUGGUCUGUACUACUACCCUUUAGUAAUAGUUAUGGUCUGUACUACCCUUUAGUAAUAGUUAUGGUCUGUACUACAGUACUACCCUUUAGUAAUAGUUAUGGUCUGUACUACAGUACUACCCUUUAGUAAUAGUUAUGGUCUGUACUACAGUACUACCCUUUAGUAAUAGUUAUGGUCUGUACUACAGUACUACCCAUUAGUAAUAGUUAUGGUCUGUACUACUACCCUUUAGUAAUAGUUAUGGUCUGUACUACAGUACUACCCUUUAGUAAUAGUUAUGGUCUGUACUACAGUACUACCCAUUAGUAAUAGUUAUGGUCUGUACUAUACUACUACCCUUUAGUAAUAGUUAUGGUCUGUACUACAGUACUACCCUUUAGUAAUAGUUAUGGUCUGUACUAUACUACUACCCUUUAGUAAUAGUUAUGGUCUGUACUACAGUACUACCCAUUAGUAAUAGUUAUGGUCUGUACUACAGUACUACCCUUUAGUAAUAGUUAUGGUCUGUACUACAGUACUACCCAUUAGUAAUAGUUAUGGUCUGUACUAUACUACUACCCUUUAGUAAUAGUUAUGGUCUGUACUACAGUACUACCCUUUAGUAAUAGUUAUGGUCUGUACUACAGUACUACCCUUUAGUAAUAGUUAUGGUCUGUACUACAGUACUACCCUUUAGUAAUAGUUAUGGUCUGUACUAUACUACUACCCUUUAGUAAUAGUUAUGGUCUGUACUACAGUACUACCCUUUAGUAAUAGUUAUGGUCUGUACUACAGUACUACCCAUUAGUAAUAGUUAUGGUCUGUACUAUACUACUACCCUUUAGUAAUAGUUAUGGUCUGUACUACUACCCUUUAGUAAUAGUUAUGGUCUGUACUACAGUACUACCCUUUAGUAAUAGUUAUGGUCUGUACUACAGUACUACCCUUUAGUAAUAGUUAUGGUCUGUACUACUACCCUUUAGUAAUAGUUAUGGUCUGUACUACAGUACUACCCUUUAGUAAUAGUUAUGGUCUGUACUACAGUACUACCCAUUAGUAAUAGUUAUGGUCUGUACUACUACCCUUUAGUAAUAGUUAUGGUCUGUACUACAGUACUACCCUUUAGUAAUAGUUAUGGUCUGUACUACAGUACUACCCAUUAGUAAUAGUUAUGGUCUGUACUAUACUACUACCCUUUAGUAAUAGUUAUGGUCUGUACUACAGUACUACCCUUUAGUAAUAGUUAUGGUCUGUACUAUACUACUACCCUUUAGUAAUAGUUAUGGUCUGUACUACAGUACUACCCAUUAGUAAUAGUUAUGGUCUGUACUACAGUACUACCCUUUAGUAAUAGUUAUGGUCUGUACUACAGUACUACCCAUUAGUAAUAGUUAUGGUCUGUACUAUACUACUACCCUUUAGUAAUAGUUAUGGUCUGUACUACAGUACUACCCUUUAGUAAUAGUUAUGGUCUGUACUACAGUACUACCCUUUAGUAAUAGUUAUGGUCUGUACUACAGUACUACCCUUUAGUAAUAGUUAUGGUCUGUACUAUACUACUACCCUUUAGUAAU
Molecule: messenger RNA, 9403 nt
Organism: Salvelinus fontinalis (brook trout)
Lineage: Eukaryota; Metazoa; Chordata; Actinopteri; Salmoniformes; Salmonidae
Product: serine/threonine-protein kinase WNK1-like
Biological process (GO): monoatomic ion homeostasis; positive regulation of potassium ion import across plasma membrane; positive regulation of sodium ion transmembrane transporter activity
Cellular component (GO): cytoplasm; cytosol
Molecular function (GO): ATP binding; chloride channel inhibitor activity; protein serine/threonine kinase activity
Source: RefSeq, a predicted model, not a curated record